AGAAGAAAAAUGGGCAGGAAAGACGCUUCAGCGACAAGAGUACCAGUCGAUCAAUAUCGUAAACAGAUAGGAAGACAAGACUACAAGAAAAACAAGCCUGUAUUAAAAGCAGCAAGACUAAAAGCAGAAGCCAAGAAAUCAGCAAUAGGGAUUAAGGAGGUGUUCCUUGUGGUUGUAGCCAUUCUGGUCUUUCUUCUGGCCUUUUAUGCCUUCUUUUACCUUAAAUUAACUCAGCCUGUGGAACCCAGAGAAGAUUAUGAGGACUAAAGAAUGAGAUAUGAGAACAUCGAUUUUGUCAUAGAGGACUCAAACAAAGUGAAUAAAUACACCACACAGUAAAGAGUUACUGUAUCUACACAUUCCAGUACUAAGA
Messenger RNA from Nanorana parkeri, 373 nucleotides. It is a transcript of the gene TRIQK, whose product is annotated as triple QxxK/R motif containing. The record is from RefSeq and is a predicted model, not a curated record. Bases 10 to 267 code for a protein of 85 amino acids. The transcript has 3 exons. Lineage: Eukaryota; Metazoa; Chordata; Amphibia; Anura; Dicroglossidae. Gene Ontology annotation, cellular component: endoplasmic reticulum membrane.